Messenger RNA from Laccaria bicolor S238N-H82, 1410 nucleotides. RefSeq lists its product as uncharacterized. NCBI's taxonomy places the organism in Eukaryota, Fungi, Basidiomycota, Agaricomycetes, Agaricales, Hydnangiaceae. The record is from RefSeq and is a predicted model, not a curated record. The transcript is spliced from 13 exons. The coding region runs from base 1 to 1410 and encodes 469 amino acids.
AUGUCUUCUCGUUCUCGAUGGGGCCCACUGCCCUCACUGCUUGUAUUGUCGCCUGUUCUCAUUGGUCCGCCGUGGUUGGCUUACAGGCGACAUCGCUAUCUGCCUGCAGCUUUGACUGGGCUAUCGAAUCCUGUAACGGGCCUUCCUCAUAUCUCAGAAGCGCAAAUCCUCGGCGUUGUGAAGCAUCUAUCAGAAGGCAUUGGUUAUCGGACUGUAGGCACCUCGGAACAUGCCCUGGCGGACAAAUACAUGGUUGCGCAAGCGGAAGAGGUCAAGAAGAACUGCAGGAAGGAAGUGCGAGCCACAGUGUACUUUGCGCACAUUGGAGGCCUGUUCUUUAUGAACACCUUCACUACCGCCAAGAUCCUCUACACCUUCCUUUCCGCCGCUUCACUCAUUCUCGUGCGAGUGACUUUUGUCGAUCCCGCGCCUGCGUUGAAGAGGGUUCUUCCAAGAACAGAGGAGGGGGAUGAUCGCAGUCGUCGCUGGGCUGCAACCCCUUUGCUCCUUUGGCCCUGUACGGACCAGCGUCUUUGUUGGGUGUACUCCUCUCACAAUACCUGUCCACGAAAAAACGGUGUUCACUUCCUUACUCCUCAUGCAAUCGGGCCUUGCGGUCCUAGUGCAGCUUCUCCAAGUCGGCUCCGCGGCCACUGGGUUUUUCCUCUGUGCUCUCCCGCUUUUCGUCGCAUUCUCAUCAACCCCUUCUUCUCCAGGAAUACCAAUAUUAUUUCCCUGGCCACGUAUUUCCUUGGAAUUUGGCCCUUGCUCACAGGUUCUUUGCUCACGAUUCCUACGAUCGAGGUUUUUGUCCCUUUGAUGGGUCGCGUUGGCGCUCAAGUCCCAACGGACAAUAUCGCCUCACUCAUUCGGGCGCCGGGCGCUGUUGCGUGGGUAUUGUUACUGAGCAUGACGACGUUUGCGCUGAUUGGUAUGAUCGCCAUGAGGACACAGUUCGACGAGAUGCACCAGAAGAGGUUGUUUGUUUUGCAUUUGGAGAAUAUCACCUCGCAGGAGGGACACCUGCACCUUGCAGCGGCGGAUGGCGCACUGGGUUUCGAGCUUCUCGUGCAAGACAUCGUGAAUGACUCUGGAGCGACGGACGUCGCGCCUAUCUCUGUUCAUCGCGAAUGGAUGUCGCGCCUAUCCCUGCUUGUCUGCCUUAAUGAUGUCAAGGACUUGAUCGCUAUGACGCGGAGCUUGACUAUCAAGGUUGACCAUGCAGUUGCCAUGCAGGUCUUAUUUGGACAACCAUCGCCUUUGACGCUCACGUUCUCAAGUGGAGUUUGGACGACAGUGCCCGGCAUCACGUCAAAGAGGACCUCUGCUUGCAAACCGGACAGUUGUCCUCGUCACGCACCACGUCGAACUAGUCCUUCCCGGCGCCAACUACCUCGUCAGAAUGCUUGA